AUGUCGGGCGGGUUUUUCCGGGGCACAACGGCCGAUCAGGAUACUCGGUUCUCGAACAAGAAAGCCAAACUGCUCAAAUCUCAGAAGUUCGCUUCUGAAUUGGAACACCUGGUGGACAUGGCAAAAGUGAAGAUGGAUGUUAUGAAGCCGUGGAUUGCAAAGCGUGUGACUGAGCUUAUUGGAUUUGAAGACGAAGUUCUUAUUAAUUUUAUAUACGGUCUACUGGAGGGAAAGGAAGUUAAUGGGAAGGAGGUUCAAAUUUCACUUACUGGAUUCAUGGAGAGAAAUACUGGGAAGUUUAUGAAAGAGCUUUGGUCUCUACUUCUGAGUGCACAGAAAAAUGUGAGUGGUGUUCCACAGCAGUUUCUGGAUGCUAAAGAGGAGGAAACUAAGAAAAAGAAGGCAGAGACUGAUCGUAUCACAAAUGAAAUUCAAAGGAAGAAAGACAAGGAGAAGCAGGAACUAGAGCUAGAGCUAGAGAAAGAUAAAAUGGAUGGUGAUGGUGACAUCUCAAGAUACAAGAAUGCUGGUCCAGAGCUAAAUUCAAAACAUGAUUCUAGGUCUUCCAGCCCCCAAUCGGCAGAUGAGAAAGCACGUCGUGAGAGAAAUGGCCGGAGAGGACGAAGCAGGGUUUCACAAUCUCCAGAAUCAGCUGACCGCUCCCCAUCUUCAAGUGAAAGACGGAGGUCAAGAAGUUUAUUUAGAUCACCCCCACCAAGAGGGCGGUCCAUUUCCUUGGAGAGGCCACAUCAUUCUUCACCAAGGCAGUCUGGGACACCUAGUAGGAGGCUUUCACCCCACCACUCCCCUCCACCAAGAUCUCGAUCUCCUUUUCAUCGUAGAUCAAGAUCUCCUUUGCGACGUAGAUCACGAUCCCCCAUGUGGCGUAGGUCAAGGACACCGAUACGAAGAUCACCAGUGCAAUACAGGUCCCGAUCGCCUGUUCGACGCAGAUCACCAUCACCUGUGCGACGAAGAACACCAUCUCCUUUGCAACAAAGAUCACCCUCUCCACUGCAUCGUAGAUCACCGUAUCCCCCGCGUCGUAGAUCACCGUAUCCCCCGCGUCGUAGAUCACCAUCUCCUGUAAGAAGGCGGCACCGAAGAUCACCAUCAACUCCGCGGCGUCAGUCCAUAUCCCCAAUUCAACGCAGGUUCCCGGUCCCUCAAAGAAGAUCUAUAACCCCUGUCAAACGAAGGUCUCCUUCAGUGCAAGAAUGUAGUUCCGCCUCACCCAGUUCCCUUUCGCCAGUCAGGAGGCGAUCACUGAAAAGCCAGAAAUCACCUCUACCAUCUCCUAGGGAAGCAAUCAGGCCUCUUGUUUCUUUGAGGUCACCGCAGAGGGAUAUGCUGGAUCGAAAUGAUAAACAUGGAAGAGUGCUAGAUCCGUCUCCUUCUUUGCACAAAUCCCCAUCUGUUUCAGAAGUGUCUGGGGAAAGAAGUCAUAAUGAACAGCGAAGGUCAAGUAGUCCUUACCGAAGAAGGGAAAGAAUUAUUCUUCCUGAGAGUCCAAACCCUUUACCAAAAGGAACAGGGUCUAAUCCUCACCCUGAUAGUUCUGGGACAAGUGCUGAUGACAGGGAGAUUGGAGAGCAUACAUUUAGAUCUUCUGAGAAAAAUUCUCCAUCACGUGAUCGACAUAAAGAUUCGCUUGGCUUUGCUGAUCAUGUGAAGUCAAGAAAGCCUCACCUGACAAACAGUGAAAAGUUACCUGAAAGGGUGGAUUGCAUAGUAAAUCGUGCGCAACAAGAGUCAUUACCGAUUCAUAAAGGCACUGUUUUAAGAGUAGGUGGAAAGGAAUCGCAUGUUGAUGAUACCAAGGGCAGUGAUCGAUAUCCCGAACUAAAAGUCUUGCCUAAGGUUUCUAGGGCAGACGAGCUGAAUGCUCAAAGUGGUUCCAUGGGAUUCGACUCUGAGGAAACUGAUAAACAUAAAACUGAAGUUAAAGAAAAAAAGAGAAAGCACAAGAAGUCGGAGAGAAAAGAGAAGGAAUCGGAUGGUUAUUCUACCUAUGAUUCUUAUGAUGAGAGGAAGGAGGCUAAGAGGAGGAAAAAAGAGGAAAAGAGAUUGAGAAAAGAGGAGAGGCAUCGUUUGCGCGAGGAACGGCACCGCAGAAGGAAGGAAAAGCAUGCAGAGAAGCUAAAAUUGAAGUCGCUUGACACUGCUGAAAUGGAAAAAUGA
Messenger RNA from Fraxinus pennsylvanica, 2181 nucleotides. The record is from the annotation of a GenBank genome assembly. NCBI's taxonomy places the organism in Eukaryota, Viridiplantae, Streptophyta, Magnoliopsida, Lamiales, Oleaceae.